GCCGAAGCCCAUUUGCUCUGCGGGCUUGGCAGGCGCCGGAGCGCAGCGCGCGAGCCCGUUGGCCCUCUUUCCCCCUCCCCGCGCCUGGCCUCGCUCGCUUCCAGCCUCCCCUCGACGCCGCCGCCGCCAUGUCGCCGGUGCGGGCGGUGCUGGCGCUGCUGGCCGCGCUCUCGGCCCCGGCGGCCGGCUACUUCGUCAGCAUCGACGCGCACGCCGAGGAGUGUUUCCUGGAGCGGGUCCCGUCCGGCACCAAGAUGGGCCUCAUCUUCGAAGUGGCCGAGGGAGGCUUCCUCGACAUCGACGUGGAGGCGAGUCUGGGCGGGGGGGUCGUGCAGGGCGCGGCGAAGAGGAGCCUGUGGCGCCCCCUCCCCCCCGGGGGGGCCUGGCUCGGUUUGUGCCGGGGCUUAGCCUCGCUGGCAUUCUCUCCCGCCCCGCACGCAUUAGCACGAGGGGGUUACGCUAGAGGAGGCGCAAGCGCCACAUAAUACUCGUUCCGCAUUCGUAAUUACCUGGCAGCACCAGCACUUGGGAACUCCCUGCCUAUUGAGAUCAAGCAGGCAACCUCACUGUACUCUUUUGGGCGCCUGCUAAGAUCAUUUCUGUUUAGGCAACAUUUAGGGGUUAUGAAAAUGGUAGUGUGAAGGUAUUGCAGUGGGGUACAGGUUCCUCUUGCCUGCUGUUAGAAGAGGACCUGUACAGGGAGGUAAGUUGCAGUCGGCUGCCCUGGGCGGUGUGAGCCAUGAGAAGGUGAAGAAAAGGGCUUAUGAAAGCCCCCUUCGUGGGGGUUGGAAGGGCCUGGCCUUGGCUUGUGUCAGGGUUUACUCUUGCUGGCGUACGUAGGGAGCAGCAGCCCCUAAAUGAUGCUCUCCACAUGAUCUGUACUAUAGCUCCCUGUCUUCCCAAACAUUGGCUGUGCUGGCUGAGGCUGACAGGAGUUUUAGUUCGAAACGUCUAGAGGUCAACAGGUUGGGGAAAGUUGAUAGAGAGUAUAUUUAUGUGUCCUUUAAUCACGUGCAGACUGCACAGGGAAUUCCUCUCACCAGAAGAGUGUUGAUGGCUUUGGAGCAGAGGAUUGUCAGUCCUUGAAUAUGUAAAGUGAAUAUGUAAAGUGCAGCAUAUGCUAAAAGAGAAGGCCUGCAGGUUCAGGCCAAAGGGGGCACCAACCCACCGCCUCAUCUCAACCCCCCCCCCCCAUCAACAGGGUAUUUUUGGAAAGCCCAGCAGAAAGAGCACCCAGAGAGAGAGAGAGAGAAUCAGAAUUGUAGAGUUGGAAGAGACCCUUAGGGUCAUCUAGUUCAACCCCCACGGGGUGUGCACAGCUAGGGAAGGACUGUUUUAGAUCAGAGGGUAUAAGUCUGAGAUAGCCUUGAGCCUUAAGUGUGCCUGUUUCUGUGUAUCUUUUCUCUCUCACACUCCAGGGUUUAAACAUCAAAUGUGGAGGUUGGCUCUGUUGAAUGGUGGGAGGGGGUAGUGGACAGCUUGGAAAGGGAGGGCCUGGGUGUCUUUCUCUUAAUGUUAUUGUUUUGUUUAUUAUACUCUUGAAGUGCUUUUCCAACUUAGAAUUGGACACAGAAAAUGUAAAAGGCUGAAAAUCCAGAGUUGAAUCCCUGUAGUCAUAGAGGCUUGAUGGAAAUCAGCAAAAUGCCUUGCUGUAUUUGGAAUGGGAGGGGUUUUCAGCUAGAGGGAGAGACUGAGGAAGAACAAGGGAGGAUUUUAGAGUACUGUGUGAAUGAAGUUAAGAACGGACCUCCGGAACGAAUUAAGUUCUUAACCCAAGGUACCACUGUACUGUGCAGUGGUACCUGGAUUAAGUACUUAAUUCGUUCCGGAGGUCUGUUCUUAACCUGAAACUGUUCUUAACCUGAAGCACGAUUUCUCCUUUUCAUCCUGAAGCAAAGUUCUUAACCCGAGGUACUAUUUCUGGGUUAGUGGAGUCUGUAACCUGAAGCGUAUGUAACCCAAGGUACCACUGUAUUCCAUCAGGUUAAAUUACACAAUGCUCCCCGACUUUUGUUCGUGCCGGUGUAGUUGCAGAAAGCAGCUCAGACAGGCACUCUGGCCCUCAGAUGCCUUGUUUUUGAAACCCUCCCCAUCAUUCUAAACACAGUUUGCUCCCCCCCCCUUUGCAUUCUUAAAAAAAUUCCACAUUGGUGGAGAAAUAGGUGCACUGAUAAACUCGUGUAGCUGUGUGAAUCAGUAGAAUGGACAAGGUUGCUGCAGUUGGGGUUUUCAUGUUUGCAAGCUUCCCUAUCUUAGUUUAGUUUAGUUUAAAGGAAAUUAGCACAGUAGUGAGUAGGUUGGGCUAAAGGUUUAAUUCCUGUUGUGUUAGUUUUAAUUUGCUGGGAGGUGUUUUUUUUAAUAAAAAGAUUUAUUGUUUUCAUUUAUAAAACAAAAAUGAACCCUCACCCCCCUGCUGCCCCGAGUACAGUUUAUGAUAAGCAAAACAAUAGAGGAGGGAGUGUGCGUAUUUUAAUGUGGAGGAACAUUUUAAAAUGGCAUCACUCACCCACAGCCAGAAGUGGCAUAGUUUGUUCUCCCUCCUUUUUCUUCUGCUACAUGAGUAGAUAAGAUCUGUUGCUCAUGUGGUGAAGCAAGCUCAGAGUCGGAGGAUAGAGGGAACAUGAUGCAAUGCCCUGGGUAAGAAAGGCCUGGAGAGAAAUGCUUCUCUGGUGCCUACUGCAGGGUGCUUCAUCAAGCACAGGUAAGAUCCUUGUGUUCAGUGCUACAGGUUGCACAACAACUGCACAUGAGAUGUAGAGCAAAUAAAUAAAAAUUAAACAUUGGUUGGAAGUUAAAAUUGAUGUCAGCUGAGGCAGCAACAAAUGCUCGAUUUGCCCUUGUGGUUUGUCACUUCAUUUGUACGAUAUGUCAGCCAAUUACUCCCCAAGGCUUAUGUAAUUUAUUGAUGGGAAUGAUGCAUAAGGUGGUAAAAAGUAAAGAUUUUCCUUCUUGUUUCCAGAUAAUGGGGCCUGAUAACAAAGUCAUCUACAAAGGAGACAGAGAGUCCAAUGGGAAAUACACCUUUGCUGCUCACAUGGAUGGAACAUACAAGUUUUGCUUCAGCAACAAAAUGUCCACCAUGACUCCAAAGAUAGUGAUGUUCACUAUUGACAUUGGUGAAGCUCCAAAGGGGCAAGAUAUGGAGACAGAAGGUGAGGGCGAAUCCCGGAAACAAAAUGGCACCUUUCACCCAUGUUCUUCUACUAUAUGUUAUUGUCCUUCCCCUGCGUCUCUGUUUUCCAGAUAUUGUUCUAUGGGCUUCAGAAUUCCAAACACAUUCUCUCCUGGAUUUAAAUGCUUCAUAAAAUAACUUAUUAGCUCUUUUUGCUAUGUGAUGGACAUGGAUCAAGGAAAUAUAAGGGAUAUUUAAUUAAAUGAUCUCUUUCCGCCCCAUCAAUUUGAAAAAGAAAUACGGGUAAUCUUGUGGCUUGAAGUCCCUAAAAGGGGAUGUCUUAGAAUUGUACAUAAUUCUUCAGCUUUCUGCAGAGCAGCGCUCUAAAGACUGGUUGGUGCCAGAACAUUUGAGUCAGGUAGCUAGUAGUUUUUCUCCCACCUCUCACUGUGGUUUCUUUAUACCUCUGUCCCUGUGACAUUUGCAGCCUUACCCUCAUCCCUCAUUUCGCCCAUCAUGUGUUUUGAUGUAUUUACCUUUGCUUACUAGACUUGCUCAGCAUCUUCCUGUAUAUUUGUUCAUUUCUCAUGCUUUUUUUUAGGUGGUGGAGAUAACUGGGAUGGUAUGUGCAAUGCUUUUAAGAAGCUUGCCAGUUCUCCUGCCUCGCUUCUCAUAAUUUGCUACAUAAUCUGCUAAUGCCUUUUGGGGCUACUCUUUGUGUGACUUCCUGCUAAUAUGCAAUGAUUACCACAACGGUAUUGCACUCAGGUCUGAGUGUGAACAGUUCCUGCCACUUUGAAGUCCUUCAACCAUUAAGAUCCAAUUUGCUACUGUAGGCUUUUUUCUCCUUCCUAUCCCCAUUCCCUAUCUGAACAGCAGUCUUCUCUAAUACCAAAUCUGGAACUGCUUUUAAAACUGGUUUAUCAUUCAGUUGUGGAGGAUUCUGUUUGAGAAAUGCAAGUAUAAACACUCAGACCAAGUUGCAUGGUUUGGAUCAUGACCGUGGUUCUCAGCUGUGAGGUAGGCUGGCCCAAGGAGGUGUGGCUAAUUGUCAGGAAAGGUGCACACUCCUAUACUUUUUCUCUCUUCUGCCCUCACAUCCUGUUAUUUUGUAUGUCUCUUGAGGAGGCCAUUGACCCUUCACCCCAGCUUUAAAAAUUCAUAGUUUCCUCCUUGUCCUUCAUGCCAUUACUGGCCUUCUGCUGCCAGUGUUGAGGACAAAAACUGCAAGGAUGGAUAUUGGCUGGGCCUCUCAUCGUCGUAAGUAUCCAUCACCCAGAUCAAGCCGGAUGUUGGACUAAAUGACCUAAAGACCCCUUCCAGUUUUCGGGUCCUUUUGUUCUGUCCCAGCUAUUACUACCAGUAUCCUGAGUAUCCACACACAAAACUCUUGACAGAUUGAAAUCAUUUUGAGAGGGAGAUCGUUGUCUGAAGACCACCACUUAACACGCAUGUGUGGGUGUUGGCAUGUUUAAAAGUGUGCAUAAGAGUGGUCUUACUAAUAGGGCACCCAUAUUGCAUUACUUGUGUGAUUUGCCUUGGACCUGAAGGUCUUGAUGUAAAGUUUGAGGAUUUCCUUUGUAUUUCCCAUUGUUCUUCUCUCACUUUAUACCAGUUUAUCUCUCUAGAAAGAAUUCUGCCUUUUUGUGCUAACUAAACACCAUGAAGGCAAAGUAAUUCGUGCCAGUAUUUCUCAAAGUGGGUCAACUAAGCUGCUGGGUGUGAGAAGAGUGUGUUUCUGUGUGAGUGAGAGGGAGGGAAGGUCUCUCUGUAAAAGUUUUUCACUCCCUAACAGAGAUUCUGUUUGAAUGGGAUUCUACAAAACUACAAAGUCACCAGGUACUGUAUUUCUGUUCAAGGUUGUUGGCUUGCUCAUUGAAAUCUCUGCACCUGUCCUAUUCUCAAUCCCAGCAUUAAGCUUCUGUGAAAUACCGUAGUUUUGUAAGUUUGCUUUCCAGGCAUAGUUUGCAUGAGACCCCCACCUUGCUGAAGCUAAGGAGAUCUGGGUCUGGUCAGUGGCAGGAUGGGAGGUUGCUUGGGAACCCCAUAUGUGAGUUGCCUUGACUUCUCUUGUUGGGAAAAGAGCAGGAUAUAAAUGUAGUAGGUUUCAAGUAGAAACUGCUUUUCAUUCCCUUGUCAUACUUUAUCAGGCAAUGCCUGCUUGGUAAAUGGUUCUUUCAAUGAUCAAAUAAAUGAUUAGGUCCUUGAAUCGAGGUGCCUCUUCUGCAGUUUGCCAGGAGGGGUGGUGGUCACAUAACGUUGCCUCAGCUCCCUGGCCAUAAAGGGACCCAGCCGUAGAUGAAGGGAAUUGCUUUAAGGGUGAGAUUAGGUGAGAGGAGGCCACAACGGGUCCCAAGCAGCUGUCAGGUAUCAGAGAUAACAGGUGCUGCUGGAGCAGUGGUGAUACAGCAGAGCCGCUCUUCAAAGGGACAUGCUGCUGAGCAAGAACCCUUUCUGCAUUUUUUGGGGGGGGUACGGGGGUUACUGGGAAUAGACUCCCUAUGCGCGCGCGCACACACACACACACCCUAGGUUUUGAAUCAGCACACAGAAAUAUAGAAGACCAGCUUUCUGAUAAGUUCUCUGGAGUAGAAGAGAGUAGACUACAAAUAUGUUUUGAAUUUAUAUGCUGCUAAGAGCAUUGCAUCAAAUGGAAAACACAUGACUUAAAUAAAACCCGUUAGUAAAACAAAAAUCAUCACCCUAAAAACACAGCAAUUAAAAGGGCAAUCCUAACCAUGUCUAUUCAGAAGUAAGUCCUAUUGAAUUUAAUGGGUCUUCUUAUACCUAGGAUUGCAGCCUGACAGCCAGUUCAGUAGAAUAGUGGAAGGGGACUUUUACCCCCUCCAAGCCCCAGAGAAUAAGAGAUUAGGAAGAAAAGACUAAGCAGUAAAUCCCACAGAAAUCUGGAGUGGAGUCCCUAAGAUGGUUGGAUGGCACCUUGUACGCCUCUUUAUGGCAGCUCCUGCAGCCAAGCUGGCGCCAAACAUCUUGUUCUGCUUUCCUUUGGACCACAUCAGCAAGGCCGAGAGAGGGUCUUGUAAUCUGGGCAGCCCAGGUCCUCCAUGUAUACCACGCAGGCUUCUGCCCUGGAGAAGUCACUUCAGUGCUGCUAACGCAACAGUUUGCCUUCACCCCUGAAGGUGUACUCCAUUGUCUCUUGAGAGAGAGAGACAGAUGCCAACCACAGAAUACGUUAGUGCAGUCAUAUGUGACUUAUGGAACAGAACUCUGUAUGUAUAACAAAGUUAUUUACCUUGGUUAUUUAAAGCAUCUUAAUUGUAAUGCUAUGAAAGCAGUACUUGUUCAUCUAACUUGCCCGAGAUAACUGGAUGUUGGAAUGAAUACCCAGGUAAAGGGAAUUUUUGUGCCUGGUUAAAAAACAUCAACCCUUCCCCAAGAUGUGCAGUUGUUGGCUGUGAAGACUUCAGCCUUAUAUGCCACUGUUGCUGGGUUUUGUUGCUUACAUCACAAAUCUGAUGUCUUGUGAUCCAUCUGCAGCUCAUCAGAACAAGCUAGAAGAGAUGAUUAAUGAAUUAGCGGUGGCCAUGACCGCUGUCAAGCAUGAACAGGAAUACAUGGAAGUCCGUGAAAGGAUACACCGAGCAAGUAAGUGGUUUUGGUUGGCAUGUGCAGGUUUCCUGCAUUGCCAUCCAGCAAAGCCUUCCAUUCCUUGUGGCAUGGGAAUUUAGUGGGCUAGUGGGAGGGUAGCAGAUUGCUGCCUCUCCUUUGUCAGUCUGCACUUGGUAGAAAGCUGCUUUCUAGAAAAUGAUCCAAGGGGCUUUAGCAGCCUGUGCUUCUAUGCAUGUCCUGAAGGAGACGGCUUCCCCUCCACAUCCACAAUAGAACUGCAGGCUAUAAGAGUUACUAUCAUCAUCAUCAUCAUCAAACCUUUUAUUGGCAUCACAUCCAAACAUCCAAAGCAAAUCAAUACAGAAUUACCACUUCCCCAGUGGCACAAAACAUUUGCUAAAAGAAAGGAGGCAGAGCAGUCUGUCGUCACAUCUCUAGGUCUCCAGGGAGAUCAGGGGUCUGCAGUGUAUUUCGACGACAAAAAACCAAAUAGAUAUUUAGCCACUAACUUGGUGAGCUCCUGAUCAUUCCCCAGUAAUAGAAAAUGUAUGACCUCCAACUCUGGUUUCCAUUUGGGGAUGCAGAGUUGAUCUAGAAAUUGCUGAUGGAGAUCAGCAUAUAGUUUACAAUUAAGAACCGUAUAUGUAAGGGUUUCCACCAGGUGGUCUUCACAUGGGCAAGUUCUUUCUCCUUCCACCCUGCCUGAGAACCUUCCCCAAAUAAGAGCUACUAGCUUCCUAUCUACACAGCUGAUUUAUAUGGUGCAUCAAACUGCUUCAUGCUCAUUAUCACUUAAUAAGCCCCAACUUGAAUACAUUUGGGAAGGCCAAGAAAGUGACUUGUCUCCCUGCUCCCCACCACAAAAAUCAGAAAUCGGGAGAAUCAAAACUGUAUUUAAAGGAACACUAAAGACUUGAGUUCUUUGGCAGACUUUUAACAACUCCUGCAAUGUGGCAGAGACUUUGGAUACUUUGGAGGAUUUUAAUGUGGAGAAAUUAUCAUAUGCAGUUGGACUUAGAUAUACUAAGGACCCACAGAGAGGAGGAGGGAAGUCCUAAAAUUCAGAAGACUCUUGUUUAAUUUAUUAAUAUUAAUGUGUUAAGUUUGAGAUUUAUUUUGUAAAACUAAUAAAAAUCAUUUUUAAAAGUUCAUGGCAGAGAGACAUUUAAAUCAAUUAAAUUUAUUAAUUGUACCUUAGUAGUCUCUUAGACACUGCUUGCCACUAACUUUCUUCAUUCUGCUUCUUAAAUGCUGGCAUGUUUUUAGAAAAGAGAAAACUUGAAACCUUUUUUGAGAAUCCUGUAAAACAAAUUGCAUAAAACAUGGUUGUACUCCCAGGGCACAUUUGGGUGUUAUUACUUCCUUUGCAUCAAUAAUUAUUUCCCCCUGUUUUGCAUCACUUAACACUGUUUUUCCAGUGUAAGGGCGAGUAUCAUUCUCAAAGCAGCACUGUAGAAAAUGACAACGUAUUUACCAAGAACUCUGCAGUCAAAAUAAAGUAGCCAGCCAUAUUGGAGAAGGAGCUGGCACCUGAUGUUGCAACACUAAUCAAUAGAAGCAAAGACCCAUAAUUUUCAUGAUUUCAUAUGUGUUUAUUAGCAUCUUGUAGAAAGGCAAGGAAGUUUGGGCCACUCCUAUCUCUUGGAAUGUUCCAUGGCCUGGGUGCCCAGAAGGCCUAACCUUCUGUACCUGCCCGCUGUACCUCAGCUGGCAGGUUGGAAACACAGAACAAGGUUUCAGCUGAUGAUCCGCUCAUGCAGGGUGGGUUUGUAUGGGAGGAGGUGAUGCUUUGUUUCCCUAGGCUUCCAGUGUGUUUAGCUUCUUUUCAUUCCUGUAUAUUAAUCAAAUGUGUUUUCUCCUCCUUUUUUUCACUAGUUAACGACAACACAAAUAGCAGAGUGGUCCUCUGGUCAUUCUUUGAAGCUCUUGUACUAGUUGCCAUGACACUGGGACAAAUCUACUAUCUGAAGAGGUUUUUUGAAGUCCGGAGAGUUGUUUAAUCAAACUUUCCCCCCUUGGCCUCUCUCUCCAGUGAUCCCAGAUUCUCCAUUCACUUCUACAAAACAACUUGGUCACAAAAUUCACUGAGUUUUCUUUAUCCCUAUGUUCUGAACUAUAAAACUUGUGUUUUCAGUUUUCUUCUUAGCUUAAUUUUAUAUAUCUAUGUAUCUAUAGAUACCCUCUCUAGGGAAACAUGAGCUGAGAGUUGUACAUUGAAAUUGGUAAACUUUGUUUCUCACAAGCCAAAGUGAGUUCAACGAAAUUGCAAAAGUUUGUUUUUAAACCAGCGCUAUUGAUCAAGUGAAAAUUUUCCUUGAUUGUUUUCUGUCUCCCUUUUUUUGGUAAUAGAAUACAGUUUUUGUGUAAGGGAAAUGGCACAAGGUCCUUAAACACCUUUUAAAUGCCUGUGGGGGAGACACUUUUUAAUUUGAUCAGAGGAUUUCCUCUCCGCUUUACCCAGGAGUGGAAUUGUGGCAUGCGGACAAGCCUGGCAGUACUGUCAAGAAAGCAUGCCAAGAAAGAAAUGGGCAUGUUGGUGUUCAAACAUACUGAAACCAGCGGAUUGCUCUACUAGGGGGUCUUUAGGUGGCUUCUGUAAGUCUCCUGUACUCCUUCUGUAAUCACACUGGUUUGGUCCUGAGGUUCUUAAUUAAAGAUGUGAAAAUACAACACAGUUCUUGCCAGUUAACCAUGUGUUCUUGUGUGCAAAUUUAUGAACAGGCAGCCAUUUAGGGGGGGACUUAGCUACAUCUUUUCCUUUUUUGCUUACAAUCCAAAGCUGCUCCUGUGUUUGGCACUCUUGUAGAACUAGUAUUCAGGAUGUUGGUUCCUGAUGCCAAAGGGUUUUAACAGUGGUGAUGGGCGGGCUGGGAGGCGGUGGAAGGGAGGUUAUUACCGUGCUACACAUCCGAUACAUGAAAGAAGAAGCAGCUAUGCUGCUGUGUGGUCACAACACCACUAGGAUUGCAACCCCCUUUCCUAUAAUGAAGACUCCUGUGCCUUUUAUGUAGCGGGGAGAAAUGAAACGGGUGCUGUUUCCCUGCUGCAAGUGCAUCUUCCCAAGAGGAUUUUUGCGCAUUUAAUAGCAGCACAUAGAAAUUUAGCAGAUGCAGCUCCUGUUACUGCAGCUCCAUGAUAAAGUGUACCUGUUGAGGUUUUCCUUUUUUGCACUGCUGUUAAAGGAACAGGAGCCUCACUCAGGAAAGGAGUUGGCACUCCCAAUUAGGCUGUAUUGAAAUAAUUGUGUUCAUUUUCCUCUCUUUUAAACACACAUCAACUUCAGUUUUUGUACCAGCUAUUUUUCUUCUUGCUGUCUGGAUGAUGGGUUUAAAAAUCACCACGUCUGUCUCUGGGAGCGGGGUGCUGAUCCAAGAUUAUGUUGUGGCUGAUGUAUAUUGAACUGAUGUAUAUUGGUUGUAAUUUUGGGGGUGGGUGGGGUUGGGUUCUUUUCAAGAGUGGGGGAAGCAUUCUAUCGGUAAUGCAUAAGAGUUUUGUACCAAAUUUAAUUUAAUUAAAAUUUGUUACAAGUUUUCAUGGUUCAAGUAAAUCUUUUCAGCCUCAGCUAGACACUUAGCAGCUGUCCUUCAAAGGGGUGGCUCUCCCCCCCCCCCCAGCGCAGCUGUUGUAUGCCAACCCUUGUGUGAGACAAGUUGAAUUCUAAUGAGAAGAUGUACAUUUAAAAGUUCUUGAUAUAUGGCCAGAUUCGAUAAAUAAAACACCUUCUUUAAAAAAACAAA
Podarcis lilfordi (Lilford's wall lizard) is the source of this 10422-nucleotide messenger RNA. Lineage: Eukaryota; Metazoa; Chordata; Lepidosauria; Squamata; Lacertidae. The record is from the annotation of a GenBank genome assembly.